Messenger RNA from Drosophila willistoni, 1486 nucleotides. RefSeq names its product actin-related protein 6 (gene Arp6). The transcript has a single exon. NCBI's taxonomy places the organism in Eukaryota, Metazoa, Arthropoda, Insecta, Diptera, Drosophilidae. The record is from RefSeq and is a predicted model, not a curated record. Gene Ontology annotation, molecular function: nucleosome binding. Gene Ontology annotation, cellular component: Swr1 complex. Bases 98 to 1294 code for a protein of 398 amino acids.
AAAUCGACAACGUUGUUGUCGUUGUUGUGUCGGCUGAGAAGAAAAAAUGAAAUUUGGAUCAACUUUAUAUUCAUGGUGUGACAAAAGCUAACGGGAUAUGGCCAAUGCCGUAAUUGUGCUCGACAAUGGGGCGCACACAGCCAAGGUGGGGCUAGCUCAUCAGGAUGAGCCACGGGUUAUUCCCAAUUGCAUUAUGAAGGCAAAGAGCGAACGACGCCGGGCCUUUAUUGGGUCUCAGAUCGAGGAAUGCCGGGAUACAUCGGCGCUUUUCUACAUCCUGGCUUUCCAGCGGGGUUACCUUCUAAACUGGGACACUCAAAAGACCGUGUGGGAUUACAUAUUCAGUAAGGAUGGCAUCGGUUGCACACUGGAUAAUCGGAAUAUAGUUAUUACGGAGCCGCAGAUGAAUUUCCAAAGUGUGCAGGAGGCCAUGCUUGAGAUGCUUUUCGAAGAGUACCGAGUGGCUGGGCUCUACAAGACAACAGCUGCGGAUCUUGCUGCCUUCAACUAUGUGGCGGAUAGCGAGGAGCGGACUACAAUGCAAUCACUCAACUGUAUUAUUAUCGAUGUAGGCUAUAGUUUCACCCAUAUUGUGCCCUUUGUCCUGGGACGUCGAGUGCAGGAGGCUAUUCGCCGCAUCGAUGUGGGCGGUAAGGCUCUGACAAAUCAUAUGAAGGAACUGAUAUCUUACCGUCACCUCAAUAUGAUGGAUGAGAGCCAUGUAGUCAAUCAGAUCAAGGAGGAUGUGUGCUUUGUGGCCGAGGAUUUUAAAGAUACAAUGCGUGUCCAUCAAAGUGAAGCAAAGCGGAAACAGGUGGCCAUCGAUUAUGUACUGCCAGACUUUACAACAGUAAAACGUGGCUAUGUACGCAUACCAGGACAUCCACGUGAGGAUGAAGAGCAGCAGCAGAUGGUGCCACUGUGCAAUGAACGUUUCACAGUGCCUGAAUUGCUUUUUAAUCCCUCCGACAUUGGCAUACCUCAGGUGGGCAUACCAGAAGCAGUAGCUGAUGCGCUACAGGCAUGCCCCUGGCAAGCUCAUCGUGAACUCUUGCUCAACAUUCUAAUUGUGGGUGGAAGUUCCCAGUUUCCUGGCUUUUUGCCGCGCCUAAAACGGGAUUUACGGGCCCUGGUGCCCGACGAUCUAGAAGUAUCCCUAAUUUGCCCCGAGGAUCCAGUGCGUUAUGCUUGGUAUGGUGGUAGGGAAAUCGCCACCAGUCCCAACUUUGACGAAUUUCUCUAUACACGCGAUGAUUACGAGGAAUUCGGAGUACAUGCGUUGCAACAUCGUUGAGUCCCGAAUCGAAACAUACGGCCUGUUUAGUAUUCCUUAACUAAAAUAUAUAUUCAAAUUCAGAUGAAUUGGAUUUCCAAUAUUUCUCGUAGAAACUAGUUAACAAUUUGUGUAUAUUAAUUUCGUUUUUCCAUUUAUAAUAUUAUGAAUUAUGUUUUAAUAAACAGAAUUAAGCAUCUAAUAAUAACUAAA